UCCAGACAGCACUUUAGAGCUCUAAAAUAUCAGACAUGGAUGGCCUUCCACAAAAUGGCUCCACGCAUAGUGUAAUAUCAACAUACAAACGGUGACUUCAAGGAAACAUCUUCCUGUUCAGAUAUAGAUUCAGCAGGGAGCCUUUCCAUUGCUCUUUUAAUUUAACCUUUCAUGCAGUGCCGCACCUUCCUUUAAUCCGCGAGAUGAUGGAAAAGCUGAAACUGGAGCUUUGUAAGAACAGCCCAGGGGAGUGCGAGUCUCCCCGUCACGACUCUCACAAGGCCAGCGAGACGUGUGAAAACCAGGAAAGCACGACCGACCCGGACAAGAGACCUGGCGAAGGCGUCCCCGGGGACCAUCAAAAUGGGACUAUCCUCAUAAACGGAGUUACCAAGGAAACGGCUUACCCUGCCAACGAGCUCAAAAAGGAAAUGCCAGUGAUCGAGUUGGCCAGGAGAGGAGGGAGCUUGGAUAUAAAAGGAAGGGAGCAGAAAGGAGACAUCACCCAGAAGGUGCAGACCACCGAGCUGUGCAGACCGCCGAUACCCUUACCUCUGCCUCCGCGGGAUCCGGCGUGCGAAACUCGGAUGGUGCAGCUGAGCCCUCCCGCUUUCCCUCUCCCGGCCAGAGCGAUGCUAUACAGUAACGUGGCGCAGCCCCUCGCCACCAUUAACAGCGCUUUUGGUGGGGAGCCUGAUCAAUACGGCAUGUUCCCCAACAACCGGGUGAAACGCAGACCGGCGCCCUAUGAAGUGGAAAUGAGCGAUGGCCCGCAGCCCAAAAUCGUCCGGCGGAUUUUCACCAACAGCCGAGAGCGCUGGCGGCAGCAGAACGUGAACGGGGCCUUCGCCGAGCUGCGCAAGCUCAUCCCCACGCACCCCCCGGACAAGAAGCUCAGCAAGAACGAGAUCCUGCGGCUGGCCAUGAAGUACAUCAACUUCCUGGCCAAGCUCCUGAGCGACCAGGAGGACGUGGAGGAGACGGGGUCACGCACGCGAGAGGUCCGGGAGGCGGGGCUGGUCCGGGAGGACCUGCUGCAGGACAUGCUGUCCCCCAACUCCAGCUGCGGCAGCCUGCUGGACGGGGACGGCAGCCCGGAGAGCUUCACCGAAGACCAGGACUCUGUGGAGUCCCGGCCUGCUGCGAGGAACCUGCACCACGCUAUCAUGCCACUGGAGGGCAGCACUCAGCGAUGAUGGACUCCCAGCAGCCUCCGAGAGGGAGAAAGAAAAAGAAAAAAAAAACAGUAAAGAGCUGUAAAAAGGCCCCUGGCAGAACCAGCAAGUCCAACUGCAUUUUGUAUCUUUAAGGUAUUCUGCUGGGCACUGUAGAUAACCUUUCUAGUGACAGAGUGCGACGGUCUAGGAUUGUUCUUGUGACCACCUGACACAUUCCUAAACCUGUGGGAUAUUUUUGUGUUUAUAGAGUAAUUUCUCUUUCUCUCUCACAAUCUUUCCUUUCUUGGAGCCUGAACGGCUAAUACAGUGGACAGUGGUACUUGUUACUCAUGAUGGUCACUUUGGACAAGGCCAGAAGGGAGACAGCAUACAAAGAACUGUAUCCAACACCCUGGCCCUUCUGACUGAUUCUGAAUGACAGGUCUUUCGGCUGCUGUUCUAAGCAGAUCUCGGCCUGCCAGGAAUUUUGGCACAUUGUAGCGGGAUACCAAUGGAGCCCAGAUCAAAACGGGACACUUUUUGUCUUAAAUGGUACCUGUUCUUGCCCCUUUCCUCAAUUUCCCCCAAAAGGGUACACUGUACAGCUAAACUUUGAGUGCUUAAAUGAAUCUGACGCUACAUUCAGAUGUCUACUGAAUGGUGCCGCGUCGGUACAAUGUAAAUAUAUGGCCAGAGCAGUUUGCUUUUUACGAACAGGACAUGGCGUCCUGUUUAAGGGUAGAAAUGAUCUCAGAAGUGAUGUACACAUAUACAGAUAUUAUAAUAUCUGCGUGCAAAUUUUACAACCCUUUUUUUAAAAACUGUUUACUAUUACUGUUGACACAGGAUAUGCUUUACCAUAGGAUAUGAGUCUAAACUGUUUUUUUGGUUGAAUAUUUAACUUUACUGCAUAGAUUCCUAAGAUAUCCGAGCGCAGUUAGUAUAUUUUAUCAUAAAGGAAUGCUUAAUAAUUAAGGUGUAAAUAACGGUACCACUAUAUUAGCAACAUCAGUGUCCCCCUUCCUGAGCUUGAUUGGAGCUGCUGAUCAUCUUGUACAAACUGAUCUUGUGCCAUCACUAAGGAACCCCUCGCAACUUAUUUUGUGCUUUCGUCUGAAUAUUGGAUACAUUACUUUUUACUCUGAGAAACUCCAUCUGGUGCAGACAACCCUCCAGUGUUAGACAAAGGAAUCUGGUGAAAAAUUACCUGCUUUCACAUUUUGUAUUUAUUAUUGAGAGCAGUCCGUUCUUACAAGGAGGUCUUGUAAGGAACAAGCCAACUUAUCUAUUUCAAAAAUUGAAUACAAUUUGAACUUAAGAUACAAUAUCUUUUUGUAUCAGUAACUCUCAAACUCUUAACCACACUUUGAAAUGACCAUAUUUCCUAUGUAAAAUUCACGCAUUUGUGUUAUGGCGAAACUGGCUGUUUUUUUAGAGUCCAUUUUUCUGCUUGACUCUGUCCUCUUGUCUGAUUUUCCCAGCUGCAUUCUUUGUUGUGAGCUGCUUCGUAGGAUCAGGCAGACACGGUAUCAACAGAACACGCUGGGAAAUCAGUUUUGUUAAGACAAGCCAUCUCAUUCUACAGGUUCAAGGAUUCUUGCUGCAUAAGGAUUGAUCAGUUAUUCUGGAUGAUUCAUCUUUGUUUUCAAUGAGAGAUGGAAACAAGCUUAUUGACCAUUUCUAGGACUGCCUCAAGUCAGCAUCUUGAACUGUAGCCUUUCCACAGGCACAACAUAACAAAAGUCAUUUGAAAUCCUUCUGAAAAAAUGAUUUUUUUGGUGUUUCAUGCAUUUUGAAAUUUCACCAGAUGAUUUCCACAAGCAAAAAGCAGUUGACAAGCUCAUGCCAGACAUGUAGCUAUGAAUGAACCAGAGGAAAGAUGAAAAAAAUGCCGGUGUUGUGUGUAGUCCACUUGAGACAAGCAAGAGGUAGAGCCAACUGCUUUUCAAAGCACUCCUUUAACAAAAAUAAGGUAAUCAAAUGAUAAAUUAAUAAAAAAAACUGCAUAAAAUUCCUAUUCUCCUAAUAGCUUUGAAUGCAAAGUAGCAGUUUUUGUUUAAAAAAAGCAAACAGUGUUUGUGUGCUAGUGCCAAGAACUUUGUUUUCAUUUUUUGGAAGGGAAGGUUAUUUUGAAACAUAAGAGGUACAAGCAAUCUGCUUUGGUGUACUUAUGAAAAAACCCCGAGAUGUAUGUAUUUAACAAUGAAAAAAUGUCAGUUUGUCCCUUUCUUGUGGAUUAAUAUGGUACAUUAAGUUAGCCACAACCCCUCCUCCCUCUCCCAUCUGUGGAAGAGAUAAGCCCUUCCACCCCACGCCUUCAUUCAGUAAGUGUUUUUACUGUACUGUAUGUGAUCAUGUUCGUUUCUGCUUUUUUGCAGACGUCUGAGUAACUAGUUCUGGUACCUUUACGUUUUUACAUUCUAGACAAAAAGGGUGGGGAGGAAGGGGGGACAUUUUAAUGUACCAGUCAGUAGAACACAUUUGUUGUUAAAAUGACUAUAAAUAUAUAUCUAUGAAUAUAUGCAACGUUAUAUCUCACAGAAUUUUAUACAAAAAUAAA
Molecule: messenger RNA, 3717 nt
Organism: Lepisosteus oculatus (spotted gar)
Lineage: Eukaryota; Metazoa; Chordata; Actinopteri; Semionotiformes; Lepisosteidae
Gene: tal1
Product: T-cell acute lymphocytic leukemia 1
Biological process (GO): regulation of transcription by RNA polymerase II
Molecular function (GO): RNA polymerase II cis-regulatory region sequence-specific DNA binding; DNA-binding transcription factor activity, RNA polymerase II-specific; protein dimerization activity
Source: RefSeq, a predicted model, not a curated record